UCUCUUAAUCAGCCAACUAAAAAACAGAUUGCUUUUAAAAGUUGGUUUAUAAUUGGUGUGUUCUCUUUCUGUCCAAGGAGGAAGAAAGCCUGCGACCACAUCAAUCUCACGGUGUAAAAAUGGUCUUUUACGAAUUGUCUGGGUCAACAGUCAAACUCCUUGGAACUCAGACUCGCAGUGAUGAAAUGUUCACUUUGGGGAAGCUCAUAGAAUUGGAGGAUUCAUCAGAUGACGAGCACAAGGAAAGCCAAGGCAACUGUGCUCUUCUGCUACCAAAUAGUAAAAAUGAAGGGAAGCUGUAUUCAGAAACUGUCAUUCAGCACAAGCCUUUGAAUUUAGAUGAUAAUAGGACAAGGAAGAAUAAGAGACGCCAGGGACCUAAUAAGGCACCAGCUCCAGUUCACAGUUCUCAGCUGACUCAGGAACAAAGUCGUCGUAAGGUUGUGGAUGCCUUGAGGGAAGCUCUUUUGAAAAGGUUGGAUGAUUUGCCUGACCUGUGUGUACAGAAAAAAGCAGUUAUGAAGAUAGCAAAGAAAGUGGAGCAGGAGAUUUUCAAACGGUUUUGCUGUGUUGAACAAAACUACAAGAACAAGUACCGCAGUCUGCUCUUCAAUUUAAAAUCUGCAGAAAACCAGUACCUCUUCCGCAAAUUAAUACUUGGGGAGAUUACCCCCAAGAGACUAGUUCAGAUGAGCUCCUUUGAGAUGGCACCCCCAGAACUAGCAGAGUGGAGAGCCAAAGAGAACAAACGUGCGCUGGAAAUAAUAGAGAGAGAGGAACAAGAAGCACCAAGGUGUUGCUCUGCAAAAUUCAACCACAAAGGAAUUGUAGAGAUAGAGAGAGAAGCAGAAGAGGACUUGAUGUUCCAAGAAAUAUUUGGAUCACAGUCACCCAAAGAGGUGAACCAUAGUUCUGAGGUUCCUAGAGUAUCUGUGAGAGACCCAGAUGAUGUUCAGCGGAAUCGUUCUGAGGAUCCUAACUAUCUUAGUUGUUUUGGACAAAUUACUGCCGGCGGUGAGCAGGGAUUUAAGCCACCUACGUACAAGCACGCUUUAAAACAGAAAGCAAAUGCCACCAAACAUUGGCACCCAAGCACCAUGUACUCAGAGGAAGGAGAAAGGCCUCUGCAUGUGGACAGCCCCAUCUCACCUCACAUUCCAAAGAAACAUCGACGAGUGGAGAAGCAGCCCAGGAACUCCGCCAUCUGGGAAGGAGUCAUUCACAUGUUCAGUGUGAAGCAAUUUGUGGCAAAAGCAUAUCCUGUUUCUGGAUCCAGCUGUAAUCUGUCACAGGCCUUACCACAUCUUCUACAGGGAAGGGGCUGUAUUCUCCCGGAGGAUGUCUGGUCCUAUCUAGACAGCAUAUGGCCAGCAAACAGCAAGGAGAUGGGAGUGAUAAGAUUCCACCCCAGCUUACCCAAAGGCUUCGACCCUUAUAACACUCUGUAUUCCUACUUGAACAAUAAACAGAGAUAUGGCAUCGUGGACAGCAACCAGAUGGAGAUAUUCAUGGUGCCAUUAGCAGCUUACCAGCCUGUGCCUUCUAAACUGCACGCAUUUGGUGGUCCAGGGCUUGAGCCAUGCCACCCUUCUUUGUUGCUGGGACUAAUUCUGCCCAAGAGAACAUGUACAGGCAGUUUGGAAACAAUGUCUAAUCCUUUACCAAAAGCCAGAAGAAAGAAUAUCACUUUAAAGGACAGCACUGGAGCUGAUAGCUUUUCUCUUCCACAAGUGGACAUUUGCCAGACAUGGCCACCACCACAAUUGUCCAUAGAUAGCCUUCUCUGUGGAAAUGAGGGGCCCUUGCUAGUCCUUCCAAGACAAGAGCCUUUAGCAGCUGAUGCUGUCUUUGUUCACCCUGAAGAGCUUGGUGGAGAGACGUUUCAUAGAGAUCCUUCCUCUUUGCAGCAUGAAGAGGCAGGAAAUGAAGCCCACCACUUUCCUGUAGGUGAUACUCACCAGUCACUAAGUAGUUAUUGGGCAGUGGAACAGUGGAACAACUUGAGUCUGGGAAUCUUGGGAGCACAGCCACAUCAGGACAGGGAUCUUGCGCAGCUCUGUGGUGAUUCUGAUCAAUCACAUAUCUGGAAGACUAUUGAGCUUCUUUUGUCUUCUGAGCCUGUGUGCCCAGAUCAGCAUGAAGCAGAUGGAGCAAACAUAAUAGAUUCCUCAUUCUUACAGAGCAUCCUUUGUGCUGAUGCUUUGCCACCUUGCGAAGUGUCGCAGGUUCUAUCUUCGCCCCAGAUUCCUUGCAUUGCAUAUGUUGCUGGAGAACCCAACUCAUUGUUGCAGGAAACUUUAUCCCUCAUCCAGCAGGUUGAGUCCCAUCUCCAGACUCAGGGGCCUAAUACACAGAUGCCCUAAGAGCCUUGUGGCCCUCAAGGACUAAACUGUAGUUGUUUAAAAACAAAAUGCAAAGAAAGGGAAAGGUGGCUUUAAAGAUUGUGGCGAGGCAUGGCAGCCAUCUUCUAAUGCAAUUAAGAAUUUAUCUCAGGGAAAAAGUGGGGGGGGGGGGAACCUAAUAUUGAAUUUGUGCUUUUCCAACUUUUUAAAUAUAUAUUUGCUUUUGUUGUUGUUGUUCAUGACUCUCAUAAUCCUUGUCCUCUGGCAAGAUUUGAUCAACAUUCAGAAUGUGCUUGUGGUGAAAAAAACAUUAUGACCACUGGUGAUGAUUUUGCAAGCCACUAAGAGGUGAAUACUGAUGGCCAACUUUACUAAGCAUUCACGUAACAAUUUUGGUCAGUCAGUCAGCUGUAUUGUCCUGCCAUGGAGAAUCUUGCCAUGCUUCUGUACCUGGCCAGAAAACUGGAGAACCAGUGGGAGAGAUAAUGUGAUCUUCACCUCUUGUUAGGAAGAUGAUACCACAUGGACUGGUUUGCCAAGUAAUGUUUGCACACCACUUGUUAAAGGGCCACCUGUAUUUUCCUGGAAAGCUUUAUUGCUACCAAAUUGGAAUCAACAGUCGCAGGUCAAUGUAUUGAGACUUGGAUCUCUGCCAACCAUAUUGUAAACAGCAGGUGGGAAUUCUAAUGGCAACAACAACAGCAUUCAGGUAGGGGGAAAUCACAUUGGGGAACAGACUGUGUAAGCUGCAAGAGGUGGAAGGUUUAUCACCCUCCGUUACCCUUCAAAUUGGACUCCCUCGUUUCUAAAUGAUCAGAGCAGAUCUGGGUUUUAAAAUAAUGCAUUUGCCACUGUGGUUCAUCUUGAUUGGUUCUGUAAAUGGUGUGAGCCUUGGGAUGCAAAAUCUCAAACAGUGUCUGUGGCAAAGCUGAUUGGCACACCACAAGCACAUUUUCAGUAUAGCCUGAAAACAAGCAUUCUCCAGUAUGACAAUGCAAAUUCAUGCUUAAUAACUUCCUGAACAAAAGGGUUUGAUGGUGAGAGAUACAAGUGAAUAAAGUUCCACUAUUUCUGGGUUUUUUUGAAAUUAGAUGUGGUUGUGUGGGGUAAGAGAGAGUGACCCUAGUGGUAAAAAAAACUGAUGUUAUAAGAUGAAAGUUGGGUCGGUACUGGUGUUAUCUGCAUACAGAAUACUAACAUGACAGAUUUUUCUGUUUUUCUGUUAAGCUGUUCAUAGCAAUAAAAGCGUUGUUAAUUGUUAUAA
Molecule: messenger RNA, 3606 nt
Organism: Podarcis muralis (Common wall lizard)
Lineage: Eukaryota; Metazoa; Chordata; Lepidosauria; Squamata; Lacertidae
Source: RefSeq, a predicted model, not a curated record